Caretta caretta (loggerhead turtle) is the source of this 5023-nucleotide messenger RNA. It is a transcript of the gene PSEN2, whose product is annotated as presenilin 2. Gene Ontology annotation, molecular function: aspartic endopeptidase activity, intramembrane cleaving. The record is from RefSeq and is a predicted model, not a curated record. Gene Ontology annotation, cellular component: membrane; gamma-secretase complex. Gene Ontology annotation, biological process: protein processing; calcium ion homeostasis; amyloid-beta formation. Lineage: Eukaryota; Metazoa; Chordata; Testudines; Cheloniidae.
CCGCGCUAAUCCUAAAUCCGUGUUCGGAGAGAGAACGCGGCGGAGCCAAUGGGAGCGGAGUUGUGCUGUGCCGUGCCUGGGUAAACAGGCUCACGGAGCUCGUAGCUGUGCGGAGCCGGGCGCUGCAGAUGUGGCUGGCGGAGAGCGCUGCGCUGGGCCGGCACUGUUCGUCUGAGGAUCUCCAAGCACUCCAUGAACUUCUAGCCUCACAUUUCCCCUGUAAGGAAGAUUGGCUUAACUAUAGCCCAGGCUCUUAGUGACCAAAAAUUUACCGCUGUCUGGCUGCUGCUCAUUGAUCUAACCUGUGGGCAUUGGACGCACUCUCCUUUCGAGCAGACGAAUGACGGCUCACGACUGGCAGUUGACAGAGGCACUGUAUGAGAGACUGAUGAUGAUCACAUUCAUGAACAGUUCAGACAGUGAAGAGGAAGCCUGCAAUGAGAGAACAUCGCUGAUAUCAGCAGAGAGCCCUCCUGCAGCCUCCUACCAGGAUGGGCUGCAAGCACCAGAAGCAGUGGAGACGCAGACGUACAGGAAGAGGCAUACUGGUGGCAGUUGUAGCCCUAGUGAUGCUGACAGCGGUAAUUCUGACUCAGGACUUCCAGUAAGAGACAUUGCUGUGGACAAUAAGGAGGAGGAGGAACUGACCCUGAAAUAUGGAGCAAAGCAUGUGAUCAUGCUCUUUGUGCCUGUCACGCUGUGUAUGAUUGUUGUCGUUGCCACCAUAAAGUCAGUGCGCUUCUACACUGAGAAAAAUGGGCAGUUGAUCUACACCCCUUUUAGUGAAGAUACACCUUCCGUGGGCCAGCGUCUCCUGAACUCCGUGCUGAAUACCAUCAUAAUGAUCAGUGUUAUCAUCGUGAUGACAGUGUUCCUAGUUGUGCUGUAUAAAUAUCGUUGUUACAAGUUUAUCCACGGUUGGCUGAUUCUUUCAUCACUGAUGCUGCUGUUCCUUUUCACCUACAUCUAUCUAGGCGAAGUGCUGAAGACCUACAAUGUGGCUAUGGAUUACCCCACCUUGUUCUUUGUCAUCUGGAAUUUUGGAGCUGUUGGGAUGAUUUGUAUCCACUGGAAGGGUCCCUUGCACCUCCAGCAGGCCUAUCUUAUUAUGAUCAGUGCGCUGAUGGCAUUGGUUUUCAUUAAAUAUCUACCCGAAUGGUCAGCGUGGGUCAUUCUAGGAGCUAUUUCAAUUUAUGAUCUGAUCGCUGUGCUGUGUCCCAGAGGGCCACUGAGAAUGCUGGUAGAAACUGCACAGGAGAGAAAUGAACCUAUAUUUCCUGCACUAAUAUAUUCUUCUGCUAUGGUGUGGACAGUAGGAAUGGCAAAGCCAGACUCUGCAUCAAGGGACCUUACUCAGCAGACAUGGGAUUCAGCUGAAGACAUGAGAGAGAUCAAUGACAAUCCUGCAUACGUGGAGUCUGAAAUCUCCGAGGCCAGGAGUCCAGCUCCAACCCAUCCAACCACUUCCUUAUUAGAGGAGCUGGAAGAGGAGGAAAGGGGUGUCCCUACCACUGCCCCACCCCUGUACGUGGACUCCUGCAAGGGGGGAGUCUCAUGCAACGGGGAUGAGGAUUUUGGGGAUGAGGAAGAUAGCGCACACCAGGCAAGCGGAGAAACCGUUCUCCCCAACAGCCAGGAACUGUUUAUCACCAUGGAUCCAAUACCCUCCCAACCCAGGCUCCCGACCUUGAAGGCGGAGAAGGUAGCUCUGCUGCAAAUGUUUCAACGCUGCGACUGGCAUCUCUGUCCCAGAGGUUAGGGCGGAUAAGAAGGUGAAAAAAACACUCACUAUGAAAUGUUCUCUGAGGUCAUGCAGUCCACCCAAACUGAAAGAGCCCAGCAGAAUGCAUGGAGGCAGACAAUGGCAGAGUCCAGAAAAUCACAAAAUGAACUCAAGGACAGGAGGGACGUGCGAGAGGAGAGGUGGCGGGAUCAAGAGGAAAGGUGGUGGCAGCAUGAUGAAAGGAGGCAGGAUACAAUGCUGAAGCUACUGGAGGAUCAAACUGAUAUGCUCUGGUGUAUGGUUGAGGUGCAGGAAAGGCACAGACCGCCACUGCAGCCCCUGUGUAAUCAACUGCCCUCCUCCAAGUUCCAUAGCCUCCUCACCUAAAUGCCCAGAACGCAGGGGGGCCGGCCCCCUCCAGGCACCCAACCACUUCACCCUAGAGGACUGCCCAAGCAACAGAAGGCUGGCAUUCAAUAAGUUUUGAAGUGCAGUGUGGCCUUAUCCUUCUCUCCUCCCCCACCCCUCCCAGGCUACUGUGGCAGUUAUCCCCCUAUUUGUGUGACGAAUUAAUAAAGACUGCAUGAAUUUGAAACAACAAUAACUUUAUUGCCUCUGCAAGCUGUGAUCGAAGGAGGGAGGGAAGGGUGGUUGGCUUACAGGGAAGUAGAGUGAACCAAGGGGGUGGGUUUUCAUCAAGGAGAAACAAACAGAACUGUCACACCGUAGUCUGGUCAGCUAUGAAACUGGCUUUCAAAGCUUCUCUGAUGCACAGCAUGCCCCGCUGUGCUCUUCUAACAGCCUUGGUGUCUGGCUUUGUGUAAUCGGGGGCCAGGCUAUUUGCCUCAACUUCCCACCCUGCCAUAAACGUCUCUCCCUUACUCUCUCAGAUAUUGUGGAGCACACAGCAAGCAAUAAUAACAAUGGGAAUAUUGGUUUCACUGAGGUUUGAGCAAGUCAGUAAAUUGUGCCAGCGUGCUUUUAAACGUCCAAAUGCACAUUCUACCACCAUUCUGCCCUUGCUCAGCCUAUAGUUGAACAGAUCCUGACUACUGUCUAGGCUGCCUAUGUAUGGCUUCAUGAGCCAUGACAUUAAAGGGUAGGCUGGGUCCCCAGGGGUAACUAUAGGCAUUUCAACAUCCCCAGCGGUUAUUUUCUGGUCUGGGAAUAAAGUCCCUUCCUGCAGCUUUUGAAACAGACCAGAGCUCCUGAAGAUGCGAGGAUCAUGUGCCUUUCCUGGCCAUCCCAUGUUGAUGUUGGUGAAACGUUCCUUGUGAUCCACCAGUGCUUGCAGCACCAUUGAUAAGUACCCCUUUUGGUUUAUGUACUGGCUGCCUUAAUGGCCCGGUCCCAAGAUAGGGAUAUGGGUUCAGUCUAUGGCCCCACCACAGUUAGGGAAUCCCAUUGCAGCAAAGCUAUCCACUAUAACCUGCACAUUUCCCAGAGUCACUACCCUUAAUAGCAGCAGCUCAGUGAUUUGCAGUGGGUACUUGGAUCACAGCAACCCCCACGGUAGAUUUGUCCACUCCAAAUUGAUUCCCGACUGACCGGUAGCUGUCUGGCAUUGCAAGCUUCUAGAGGGCUAUCGCCACUCGCUUGUGGACUGUGAGGGCUGCUCUCAUCUUGGUAUUCUUGCGCUUCAGGGCUGGGGAAAGCAAGUCACAAAAUUCCAUGAAAGUGCCCUUACACAUGCGAAAGUUUCACAGCCACUGGGAAUCAUCCCAGACCCACAACACUAUGCGGUCCCACCAGUCUGUGCUUAUUUCCCGGGCCCAGAAUUGGUGUUCCAUGGCAUGAGCCUGCCUCGUUGCCACCAGGAUGGCCAAAUUGCCGGAGCCUAUGCUUUGAGAGAAGUCUGUGUCCAUGUCCUCCUCGGUCUCCUCACCGUGCUGCCAUUGCCUCCUCACCUGCUUUUGUAAGUUCUGGUUCUGCAUAUGCUGCAUGAUCAUGCACGAGGUGUUUACAAUGCUCAUAACUGCCACAGUGAUCUGAGUGGGCUCCAUGCUUGCUGUGGUAUGGUGUGAGCAGGCGAGCAGAGUGGCAGCAGAAGUGGUCAUUCAGUGACGAUGGUUUGCAGACCUACUGCACCGUCUGCUCCCAGGACACAACAGCUAAGUGGGCUGCAUGCUUGCCGUGUUAUGGCGAGACAAGAGCAGCCGAGCAGAGUUUCAGUGGAAGUGGUCCUGUGAGACCACCAGGAGAGCAGAGUCGCAGCGGAAGCGGCAACCCAUGAGACACAACAUGGAGAAAUUCACUAUCAAGACAAGAGCAGGAAAGCAGAGUGGCAGUGGAAGCGGUGGUUCGAUGACAAUGGUUAGCAGUCCUACUGCACUGUCUGCUGAAAGCAGUAUGGCGCCUGCGCGGAAAAAAGGCAUGAAACGAUUGUCUACCAUUGCUCUCACGGAGGGAGGGGCGACUGAUGACGUACCCAAAAUCACCCGCGACAAUGUUUUUGCCCCAUCAGGCAUUGGGAGCUUAACCCAGAAUUCCAAUGGGCAGCGGAAACUGUGGGAUAGCUACCCACAGUGCAACACUCCGAAAGCCGAUGCUAGCCUCAGUACUGUGGACGCACUCCGUUGACUUAAUGCACUUAGUGGGGACACACGCAAUCGACUAUAAAAUCGGUUUCUAAAAAUCGACUUCUAGAAAUUCGACCUAAUUUCGUAGCGUAGACAUACCCUUAGUUAUAAUUGGUGUAAGGGCGUUGCAAGUCUGGUAAUCAUAAGAUAUGCUGAUUUAAGCACUUUUUUAUCCUAGUAUAACUGCCUGUGCUAGGGAGUUGGACCCAUUUUAACUAUAUCUGUGUCUAAACCAGUAUAGUUAAACUGGUACAAAAUCUAUAUGUAGAGCAGCCCUUACCAUGCAAAUAUUUCCGAUUUAAUGGUGCCCACUGAGCUUGAGAAAGUGUCAUGUUGUGUGGGAUCCAACAGGCCAAACAAGAGUAACGCUGUAGCUGGUUGGAGAUUAGGUUUGCAGAGGGUGGGAGAAGAGAGGAAAUUCUUUCCAGUUGAAAUCUUCCAACCAGCUGAAGGUAAUUUUGACAGAGGAAAUGUCCUGGAGUUUUGUGCCUCUAUAGAGGAAAGUCCAUUGGCUUCUGUGAAGUGAAAAAGUAGGCUGUCUGUACAGGGAGGAUGCAAAUAACUGUGUCACGGAACGCUUUAAUGUUGUCAGCCUGGUGGUCUGAGUUGUUAGUCAAGAGUAGAAACUUUGACCAGUUGCACUGGAGGAGGGAGAAGGGAUGGGCGUAAAGCAAGAAAAACAGAAAGAAACAGGAGCACUGAUGUGAAAAUUUUUCACUUU